Molecule: messenger RNA, 2463 nt
Organism: Cordyceps fumosorosea ARSEF 2679
Lineage: Eukaryota; Fungi; Ascomycota; Sordariomycetes; Hypocreales; Cordycipitaceae
Product: ATPase, AAA-type, core
Exons: 3
Coding region: 1-2463 (820 amino acids)
Molecular function (GO): ATP hydrolysis activity; ATP binding
Source: RefSeq, a predicted model, not a curated record
AUGUUGCGCAACCGAGUAUUCACCGCUCUGCAAAAGACGUACGAUGAAAGCUACUUGAGCUGCUCCACUGCGGUGUACUAUGAGAGUCAGGGAGAUGAAGCCGAGGCCCUUAGGCACUGGCGCAAUGCCCUCGCCCUCAUAUAUGAACACAACGCAACUAAAGCGAUCCCCGGCUAUGGGCCACAGACCGAUACCGAAAAGGCUCUUGUCGACGCCUUGAAAGAAUUGGAGCUUCAAUGCAAGGAGAGACUCGAUCUUUUAGAAGCCUUGAAAGCGUCAAGGGAAGACGAAGCUGGCUCCGAUACGGGAGGGAAAUGGUCAAAAACACCGAGUCCGUUCGAUUCACCCACUAGAUCAAAGGGCUCAAUAGGCAGUGGCACAAUUCCCGCCGUUACUUAUUCUGAGUUAUCACGUCCCGCAGUUCCUCCGCGGCCUCCAUUGCCGAUACGCACAGUAUCUGAGACUCCGCAGUCCGGAGAGAGCUCACAGACCAACAAUGCUACAUUUUCUGCCCGACAAAAUUCCAGGCCGCCGGCGCUUAGCGUGCCACCAAAGUCGGAACGAACAUAUCGAUCACCCAGUCCCGAAAAGCAUACAAUGCGCACUACGCUGCGCUCCUCUAAGCUCGGUGAAAAGGGGCCAGCGCCGCCGCGAAAAUCAUCGCGGCCCGCGGCUGAAGGGCCAAGCAAGGCGGCGACGCUAGCUUGGAGCGCUCUCGGAUCGAGAGAUCGUCAUCAGCGGACACCGCCCUCCGAAAACCCUUCUUCGACGUCCACCAGCAACUCUAAAAAGGCUGCAGAGCAUCUGUUCAAGCAAAGAUCAACGCCGACACAAUGGGACAGCCACUCGAGAAGACUCGUGCAACCAAAGGACAUUGACGGCUCUACAAAUGGUCAAUUAACCGGGGCCCGACAUUCUGAUGAAUACCCGUACACAAACCCGUCUUUUCUGUCUGUGAGUGCGGCGUCUAGUGCACUUAACUCAACAACUCAACUGGAAUCACAAUCAAUGGAGAGUGCUUCGUCCCGUCUGGAGCGUCAUCAGCCCUCUCGGUCACCGGCCAAGCAGCACAGAGAGGAACGUUCCAACGGAUCGGGAACGGCAGAUGAGUCUGGAGAGUUGUCAGAAAGACGAAGCGCACCCGACGCCCCCACCCGGCGGAAAGCAGCAGCGAUCCGAUCCGAUGUGGCCACAAUGAUGCAGAACACUGUCAGUGCUGAACAAGCAACAAGGAAUCGCAGGCGGGAUCGGCCUAAGGCAAGGCAUGUAUCCGUAUCCAGCACUUCGGGUGAUGAUCUAGACGGUCGGAUUGCAAGACCACACCACAGUACUCCCACAAAUCGCAGCACUGGUACGCACUCGGGUGCCACACAUAACAAGUCAAAACCUGCGAAGCGCAACCAGAACAAUGACGACCCUGUCAAUAUUGACAAUACGAGCAACUCGGAGGAGGAAACCGAGGAUAGUGUCGCUGAUAAGGCAUGGAAAAAGAAGAAGGCCUUAAUUUUGAAAAAUCUCCCUCCUGGUGUCGAUGAAGGCGCAGCAAAGCAGAUUUUGAACGACAUCGUCGUGAAAGGCGAUGAAGUACGCUGGGGCGAUAUUGCCGGGCUCGAAAUAGCAAAGAACGCUUUGAGAGAGACCGUUGUAUACCCAUUCUUACGUCCCGAUCUGUUCAUGGGUCUGCGAGAACCGGCUCGAGGAAUGCUUCUUUUCGGCCCUCCAGGAACAGGGAAAACCAUGCUUGCCAGGGCGGUGGCUACCGAAUCACGAUCUACAUUCUUUUCCAUUUCGGCAAGCAGCUUAACCAGCAAGUAUUUAGGGGAGUCAGAGAAGUUGGUUCGCGCUCUUUUUGGCCUGGCUCGCUCUCUCGCGCCGAGUAUCAUUUUCGUGGAUGAAAUCGAUUCGCUUCUCUCCCAACGCUCUGGCUCAGGUGAGCACGAAGCGACUCGUCGCAUUAAAACAGAGUUUCUCAUCCAAUGGAGCGACCUUCAAAGGGCCGCAGUUGGUCGUGAAACGACGGAACGGGACAAAGAACGGGGGGAUGCAAACCGAGUCCUUGUCUUGGCUGCAACCAACUUGCCAUGGGCCAUUGACGAGGCCGCAAGGCGCCGCUUUGUAAGGAGACAAUACAUUCCCUUGCCUGAACCAACUACGAGGGAAACACAAAUACGCACACUACUGGGUCAGCAGAAACAUAGUUUGUCACCUAGCGACGUGCAGAGGCUGGUUGACUUGACUGAUGGUUUCUCGGGGUCAGAUAUCACAGCGCUCGCGAAGGAUGCGGCCAUGGGCCCACUACGGUCUCUCGGCGAGGCCUUACUUCAUAUGACCAUGGACGAAAUACGGCCAAUUGGCUUAGUAGAUUUUGAGGCAAGUCUCCGUACCAUCAGGCCCAGUGUAAGCAAAUCGGGACUGAAAGAGUACGAGGAUUGGGCACAGGAGUUUGGAGAGCGCGGCGGAUAG